Molecule: messenger RNA, 271 nt
Organism: Closterium sp. NIES-67
Lineage: Eukaryota; Viridiplantae; Streptophyta; Zygnematophyceae; Desmidiales; Closteriaceae
Source: the annotation of a GenBank genome assembly
AGGAACCCAUGAGCCCUGACCUGCCUGUGCGGGGCAGUACGGUGCAGGGCAGUGUAGGGCAGGGGGGGGGGGGGGGGGGGGGGGGGGGGGGGGGGGGAGGGGGGGGGGGCGGGGGGGGGGGGGCGGGGGGGGAAACCGUACCAGUGAGGAGGACCGGGGCCGGGGCAGGGACGAGCGCAGGGGCCGGGCCGGUGCAACGGGGCCGGGCGGGCGCGACGGGGCCGGGUGGGCGCGACGGGGCCGGGCAGUAGCCUCUGUCAAUUACUGAUAU